AUGGGGCCAGUCACCUACUUCAGCCUCUGCCUCCUCGGCUGCCUGAUCUUUAGCCCCUCGCUGGCAGCAGGGGCACGAGCUCCAUCCUGUCCCAGGGGCUGGCUGCACUUCCAAGACGACUGCUAUGGAUACUUCCCCAAGGAGGCAACCUGGAGAAGGGCUGAGGCUUGGUGUCAGAUCUAUGUCAGCGGGGCCCAUCUCGCCUCCAUUCACAGCGAGGAGGAGCACAAAGCAGUCGCUGGUUUCAUUGCCCGCUCUCAGCACCAUGACGACGAUGACGGUGACAAUGUCUGGAUCGGACUCUCUACCUACGGCAGGAGGCGAAGAUGGUCAUGGACAGAUGACUCAGAAGUGGACUUCGAUGCUUGGGAUAGCCACAGAAGCUACUCUUUCCCUUCCCUGAAGGCGGAGCGCUGUCUGGCACUGGAGGAAGGCACAGGUUUCAUGACCUGGGUCAGCGAAUUCUGUAAAAAUAGAAACACAUUUGUCUGCAAGUACAGGCCUUAGGGGAGGCAGCUCGCCUGCACCUGGGGGCUCCCAGCACCUGGGCUGUGAGUGAAUUGGGUCCCUCCAUCUCCCCGGGGACACCAGAUCCCGUGUCCCUGGCUGCAAAGUCCCUUCGGCAAAUCAUCGCUGUGUUACUCUGUGUCACUCCCGCUCUGCUCUGCCCCCUUCUUGGGGGAGGAGGGCGUCGACUGGGUAGUUUUACCCUGGGCUCCCCCUCUUGUCUUUGCCCAAACCCUGCUACCACCCACACCCCGAGCCCUCCCGCAUGUCCUGCAUUGCACUCUGAA
Messenger RNA from Caretta caretta (loggerhead turtle), 794 nucleotides. RefSeq names its product rheacalcin-1-like. Lineage: Eukaryota; Metazoa; Chordata; Testudines; Cheloniidae. The record is from RefSeq and is a predicted model, not a curated record.